Bubalus bubalis (water buffalo) is the source of this 2992-nucleotide messenger RNA. RefSeq names its product glycine receptor alpha 3 (gene GLRA3). Lineage: Eukaryota; Metazoa; Chordata; Mammalia; Artiodactyla; Bovidae. The record is from RefSeq and is a predicted model, not a curated record. Gene Ontology annotation, cellular component: synapse; neuron projection; plasma membrane. The transcript is spliced from 10 exons. Gene Ontology annotation, biological process: signal transduction; chemical synaptic transmission; regulation of membrane potential. Gene Ontology annotation, molecular function: transmembrane signaling receptor activity; extracellularly glycine-gated chloride channel activity; glycine binding. Bases 430 to 1824 code for a protein of 464 amino acids.
CAUUCCUGUUCCCGCAGUUGCUGUUUUUUCUCCUCUAGUCGUGAGUCUGAGUCAGGAAAGGACUAGCAUUCUUCCUUUGCCGCUAGAGCUCCAGUGAACUGCUGCCCAGAACCUAGGCACCUCAGACAUCUCAUUUCAUCCGUUAUUCCGCGGUCCCUGUAUAAAUAAAUCACCUGCACAUUUGUAAUCCCGUGAGUCUCCCCGCAGCUCAAUGCUCAGAGAAGGUGUCGAAAGGGAAUUUCAAGAGUUUGAAAGAGAGGGUCUCCUUGGACCGCGGGGAGCUGUCUCAGGUGCUGAAGCUUUCCAGUCGUUGGUCCCUGCCAACACGACACGGAGUCAGGCAGCACACUCUCAUUCCCGGCUCAUUCACGGCUUCCCCAUGCCUUGGAUAAGACUCGUUUCAGAGCCGUGAAUAUAUCCCUCCGUAUCAUGGCCUACUUGAGACAUUUUCGGACUUUAGUUUCGGGAUUUUACUUCUGGGAAGCAGCACUGCUACUCAGUUUGGUUGCAACAAAGGAAACAGACAGCGCAAGGUCUCGAAGUGCCCCGAUGUCGCCUUCUGACUUUCUAGAUAAAUUAAUGGGGAGGACGUCGGGGUACGAUGCGAGAAUCAGACCCAAUUUUAAAGGCCCUGCAGUUAACGUCACAUGCAACAUAUUCAUAAACAGCUUUGGUUCUAUUGCUGAGACAACCAUGGAUUACAGAGUGAAUAUUUUUCUUCGUCAGAAAUGGAAUGACCCGCGUCUUGCAUACAGUGAAUACCCUGAUGACUCCUUAGACCUAGACCCUUCCAUGUUGGAUUCCAUUUGGAAACCUGAUUUGUUCUUUGCCAAUGAAAAGGGAGCCAACUUUCAUGAAGUGACUACAGACAACAAAUUGUUACGAAUUUUCAAGAAUGGGAAUGUUCUUUAUUCAAUAAGGUUGACAUUAACACUCUCCUGUCCAAUGGAUCUCAAGAAUUUUCCGAUGGAUGUACAAACAUGUAUAAUGCAACUGGAAAGCUUUGGGUACACAAUGAAUGAUCUCAUAUUUGAAUGGCAAGAUGAGGCACCUGUACAAGUGGCAGAAGGACUCACUUUACCCCAGUUUCUGUUGAAAGAAGAGAAAGAUUUACGAUACUGCACUAAACAUUACAACACAGGAAAGUUUACAUGUAUAGAAGUGCGAUUCCAUCUUGAACGACAAAUGGGCUACUAUCUGAUCCAGAUGUACAUUCCAAGCCUCCUGAUUGUCAUUCUCUCCUGGGUUUCCUUCUGGAUCAACAUGGAUGCUGCCCCGGCCCGGGUAGCCUUGGGAAUAACCACUGUGUUGACCAUGACCACACAGAGUUCAGGAUCACGGGCUUCCUUACCAAAGGUCUCAUAUGUCAAAGCUAUUGAUAUUUGGAUGGCAGUGUGCCUCCUUUUUGUGUUUUCAGCACUUCUGGAAUAUGCAGCUGUAAAUUUUGUAUCAAGACAACACAAAGAACUUCUGAGAUUUCGACGAAAGAGAAGGAGUAAGACAGAAGCUUUUGCACUGGAGAAGUUUUACCGUUUCUCAGACACGGAUGAUGAGAUAAGGGAAAGCCAGUUCAGCUUCACAGCUUAUGGAAUGGGGCCAUGUCUGCAAACCAAAGAAGGUGUGACCCCAAAGGGCCCCAACCAUCCUGUCCAAGUAAUGCCGAAGAGCCCAGAUGAGAUGAGGAAGGUCUUUAUCGACCGGGCCAAGAAGAUUGACACCAUCUCCCGAGCCUGCUUCCCAUUAGCCUUUUUGAUUUUUAAUAUUUUCUACUGGGUUAUCUAUAAAAUUCUUAGGCAUGAGGAUAUUCAUCAGCAGCAAGAUUAAGUCUCGGGGAGUGUGCAAGUGUACAAACUCAGUGUGUCAACUCAGAAGGAAGGCUUUUUGCCAUAAGGGUGUUUGUGUGUGUGUGUGUGUGUGGUAUACAAAUGAUGACCAUUGUGCUCAAGUGACAUAUGGAAAGGUGUUAUUAUGACUUGCUAUGCAAAGUCAUGAGGCAGUUAUGAUUCCUUUAAUGAAUACAAAAUAUAUGUAUUAUUGGGAUUCUAUUUCAUUAAGAUUAUCUGUUCUUUCACAGUAAAUUUUACAAGUGGACAUAUUAUUGUCAAUGUGUUUGUAUGUAAUAUGAUGUCACAUAACAGUACAUGUGAAAAUUGCUUUGAAAUUCUUUGAUUUUUCAAUUCAGUAUUAAAUAACACAAAAGUAAAAUUUGCACAGAAAACUUUUAAAAAGGAAAAACAGGAAAUGUUGAAGAUUUUAAAAAUAGCUUGAGGCUUUAAAGUAUUUUCUUAUACUUGUAGUUACAAAAUAGAAAAAUAUGAUAGUUAAGUGACAAAUUCACUCAAUAAUAUAGAAAAUUGUACAUACAAAUGCUAUAGAACCAACUUAAGUAAUAGAAAAUUAAAAUCAGGAGAUUAAAGUAAAAAACUUUUAUUGUUUAUGUACUAAAUUUAAUUGUUUGAAAUAUCAAAUUUUCCUCUUUGGAAAUGUUUUUAAUGGCCUAAGCAAUCAUAUUAUACAUAAAAUCUACUUUUCUUAACUUUAUAUAUCUGUGAAUGAAUGUAGAUAUACUAAAAACACAAUUGUUUUUAAAAAGUGUUAUAGCUAUGUAUUUUUCUUUGUUGCCAAACACUGAAAAAAUUCAAGCCAGCAUCUUUGUUUUGUUAGAUUUUUAAUAGUUGCUUAAUCAUCUGUAAGUAAUUAUGUUUAUUGUUUUGAUAUAGUUGAACAAAGUUCAGUAAGACUUUUAUAUUUUAGUUUAGAAUGAGACUUUAAAAUUCAAUGAGAUUAUAGUAUUUACAUUUUUUUAAAAAUGAAUUUAAUAAAAACCAAAAUAAAUUUAGGGAGAUUUUUUAAAAUAAGAACAGACUUCCCAUCAAAGUUAUAUGGGUUCCAAAUCGUAGCCCUAAAUAUAAGGAAGGAAGAUUUUAAUUCUAAAUUAUAUAAAUGUCACUUCUAUAAAUGAGAAUUGAUUGCUUUGUAUUUCUGAAUUAAU